AUGUCGCUGAUUCCAAGCUUCUUCGGCAACAACAGGCGAAGCAACAGCAACUUCGAUCCCUUCUCACUCGACGUUUGGGAUCUACCAUUCCCUUCAGCUCCGUCGUCGCUCUCCGAAGAGACAUCGGCGAUAGCGAACGCACGCGUGGACUGGAAAGAGACGCCGGAGGCGCACGUGUUCAAGGCGGAUCUGCCGGGGAUGAAGAAAGAGGAGGUUAAAGUGGAGAUAGAGGACGACAGUGUGCUCAAGAUCAGUGGGGAGAGACACGUGGAGAAAGAGGACAAGAAGGACACGUGGCAUCGACUGGAGAGAUCGAGCGGGCAAUUCUCGAGGAAGUUUAAGCUGCCGGAGAAUGUGAAGAUGGAUCAGGUGAAAGCUUCCAUGGAGAAUGGCGUUUUGACUGUGACGGUGCCUAAGGUUGAGACGAAGAAGGCUCAAGUUAAGUCUAUUGAGAUCUCCGGCUGA
Microthlaspi erraticum is the source of this 465-nucleotide messenger RNA. The record is from the annotation of a GenBank genome assembly. NCBI's taxonomy places the organism in Eukaryota, Viridiplantae, Streptophyta, Magnoliopsida, Brassicales, Brassicaceae.